Xiphophorus maculatus (southern platyfish) is the source of this 4661-nucleotide messenger RNA. It is a transcript of the gene valopa, whose product is annotated as vertebrate ancient opsin-like. The record is from RefSeq and is a predicted model, not a curated record. Gene Ontology annotation, cellular component: membrane; photoreceptor outer segment. NCBI's taxonomy places the organism in Eukaryota, Metazoa, Chordata, Actinopteri, Cyprinodontiformes, Poeciliidae. Bases 321 to 1484 code for a protein of 387 amino acids. The transcript is spliced from 5 exons. Gene Ontology annotation, biological process: visual perception; G protein-coupled receptor signaling pathway. Gene Ontology annotation, molecular function: G protein-coupled receptor activity.
UCCAAGAUGCCUCCCCGAUCGCUUCUUCGCGCACCAUCAUCGCCUUUGACCGCAUCUCACACCUUCUGCUCCAGAGCCCCACUUUUACAGUAGCGACUGUUUGAAUAAGUCAAGCGGAUUUGUCUUUCUGUGGCGCUUUUUGCGAUGUCCGGAUUUCAGCAGAAGUUUGUGGAAGCGGAGCGCCGGAGCGCACAGGACGCGCGGCGCAGCCACAGUCUCCAGGAGUGACUCCGACUCCGGAGGGAAGUUUUUGAACAUGGGGAAAAGAGAGCAAGUGGGAUUUUCUACCCUUUAAGGCGUCCCUUCCUCGCGUGUGGACAAUGGACACCCUGAGCCUGUCAGUGAACGCGGUCUCCUCCACCGUGGCAGCGGAGAUCCCCACCACCGACGACCCGUUCAGCGGACCCAUCAAGAACAUCGCGCCGUGGAACUUCACCGUCCUGGCCGUUGUCAUGUUCGUGGUCACCUCGCUGUCUCUGACCGAAAAUUUCCUGGUCAUGUUUGUCACUUUCAAGUUCAAGCAGCUCAGACAGCCCCUCAACUACAUCAUAGUUAAUCUGGCCAUCGCGGACUUUCUGGUGUCCCUCACCGGCGGACUGAUAAGUUUCCUGACAAACGCCCGGGGCUACUUCUUCCUCGGGAGGUGGGCUUGUGUCUUGGAGGGCUUUGCCGUCACUUUCUUUGGGAUCGUGGCCCUGUGGUCCUUGGCCGUCCUGUCCUUUGAGCGCUUCUUUGUGAUCUGUCGGCCGCUGGGGAACAUUAGAUUGCAAGCCAAGCAUGCCAUCCUGGGCCUGCUGUUCGUAUGGACAUUUUCCUUCAUCUGGACCUUCCCUCCUGUUCUGGGCUGGAACAGAUACACUGUGAGCAAGAUCGGAACCACCUGCGAGCCCGACUGGUAUUCAACCAACAUAACAGACCACAGUUAUAUCAUCACUUUCUUCAUCACUUGUUUCAUUUUCCCACUUGGAGUGAUUUUCUUCUGCUAUGGGAAGCUCCUCAGGAAGCUCAGAAAGGUAUCUCAUGGUCGUCUGGCAACUGCCAGAAAGCCUGAGCGGCAGGUGACUCGUAUGGUUGUGGUGAUGAUUGUGGCGUUCAUGGUGGGUUGGACCCCUUACGCAGCCUUCUCCAUACUGGUCACAGCUUAUCCCACUAUUGAGCUUGACCCAAGGGCGGCUGCCAUCCCGGCUUUCUUCUCCAAAACAGCUGCUGUUUACAAUCCAAUUAUCUACGUCUUUAUGAACAAACAGUUCAGGAAAUGCCUGAUCCAGCAUUUCACCGGCAUGGGAACCAUCCCAGAAAGCAACAUGAAUCAGACCACAGAACGACCUGGAAUUACUGCCGAGAGUCACACAGGGGAAAUGUCUGCCAUCGCAGCCCGCAUCCCUGUAGGCGGCACCGUGUCUCCCAGAUCCGAUGACUCUCCAACUGACUGUGGCUCCUUUGCUCAGCUUCCCAUCCCAGAGAACAAAGUGUGUCCAUUGUAACUGCAAGCCUUCUUCCAUUAGGUGUCAUUUUUCUCCCUAAGAGUGAAUAUUACCAGUCUGUCAUCCAGCUACAGUGUGCUUCAGAAACUCUGUGGACGCUAAGAGAAGUUUGAAUAAUUAGUCAAUGUCUUAGCUAUCCUUUGAGGGCACUGGGCACUUUUGAAGAACCUUAAUUGUUCUCUGGAACUGUGGAAAAGUUUUGUGCUUUGGCCUGUUUUAGUAGUUUGUUAUAUUUUGUUUAAAAUAGGGGCAGAAAAUAGUGGUAACAGACAUAUUCAGCCUUUGCCCAGUAGGCCACUUGUAAAUACUGAAUACGCCUCUCUCUGCUUCUCCUUAUUCCUGACGCACUUCCUAUUUACGAAUCAUGUCAGAAGGCACUUCAAUUCAACUGCCUGCCUUUAAAUCUCAAUGUAGCAGUGGAUUGAAAAAUCUCGACGUCAGUAAGUUAAGGACUGGUCAGUGUAUUUCAAAAACCACAGUGCAUCCAGGCUUUCAUCUUGUCCUUGCCCUCUCCUUUGAAGCCCUGCGAUGGCGUCUGCAUAGAAAAUUUUGAUUUCCUAUGCCGUUUUCAGUGUUUGCUUUGGCAGCAAGCUUCAGUCAGCUUUUUGUGUCAAAAGCACAAAGCAGUCUUUGAAUUGGGAGUUUUUAUAUUUUUUAUUUGAGUGUUUAUUGCACAGAUUAGUUUUUGUUAAGGCUUUCAUCUUUAUUGAGUACGGUGGAGUUGUCUCACCAGUCCGCCAUUGUCUCUUUUGCAGUUUUAGAGUCAAAGUAUUAAUGAGCUGCUAGCAAGAGAUCAACAUCGCAUAUGAACAGCACUUGUCUAACAAGAAGUUCUAAAAACUUACUGGCCACUUUAAUAUGGACAACUGCUCAUCUGUUUAUCAUUAAAAAAUGAUGUCAAUUUUUUUCCAUUACUAGCUAUUAAUAAGUACCCAAAGUCUUUUAUUAAUGGAACUGUAUGAUUUGUGAUUAAAUUGCCAAGUUGAUGUACCAGCUGUUCUUCAGGAAUCAAAUGCCAAGCACUUUCUGACUGUCAGUUGUUGUAGCCAAAAUCAGAACAACUAAAACUAUCAAUAACCCAACACAGUAAUGUAAUGUAAAAAUAUUUCUACUGCAGCAGAACUGCCUAUUUUCUGGACACAUUGCUUCUGAAAAUAGGCCAGAUACCAGACGCUCUGUGAUCAUUUUUAGUACCACGGAGUAUCUGCAGGUUUCAGCGAUUCAAAUUUAAGACUUUUCAAAUGCCGCUUUGAAAGAAAAAUUGCAUAAAUGCUACUUUGAAUAAAAUUCAAGACCAAAAAAACUAUAAAUAUAUGGGACGGUCUGAGAAUCCUGCUGAAUUACAAUCAGGCAUAGCAAAAUUUGUUUUACAUUUCUGGAGUCGUUUUGUGGCUCUUGGCAGCAUCUUUGUGCUUCUUGUCCUCACAAUGCAAAUGUUUUUUUUCACAGAACGCACCUAGCCUCGUAUGGGUUGUCAACAGAAGUGACCCAGAAGCCACAACUAAUAGUGUAUGUUGUGGCCGACAGGCGAUAAAUUUUACCCUUAAAGGGUUCGACACAUGGAGGUCGACGCCACUCCCUUUCCUUCAUUUCCUACAGAAUUUAUACAAUGAGGGGACAGUCGCUUGCCCUCCUACAGCCAAUCGACCAAUGACAUGCAUGUGAAAUUUUGUUCUUGUAAAUCUAGAGGUGACAAGAUGAAAGAUUUUCAACUUUGUCACGGUUGUCGCUACUGUUGGGUUUCACCCCAUCAUUUGUUGCUGCCAUCACCUGUGAUAGACAUAAAAACUAGCUAGCUAGUUAGCUAGCAAAGGUGUAUUAGCAGCUAGCUAGCGGUAGCCUCAAUCCAAACUGAUUGCUACAGAAAGAAAUGACCCAAACUUCUGCCUGUUGGAAAAGUCACGCAAAAAACAAUAUAUAUGAGAAUAUACAAAAGGAAAUAGUCCUGUCAUGACAGGACUAUUUCACAAGUCAGCUUGUGAAUUUAAGAGUUUUUAAGACCUUAAUUUUAGAUGCAUGAAUUUAGGACUUUUUAAGAAUGCACAGACACCUAUUACUAACUGAGUGUUGUACAAACACUUUAGCCUUCCUGACUAUUGUUGCUCAGCAUGUCCAUUCCUUUGUGAUAUAAUUGUAUCCAACAUCUGGCAUUUCCUUCCACCAGGUAACAAAGCUCAAAUCAUUCCUUGGACAAGAGUUUUUUCACUGUACUUCAAUGUUCUCUGCAGUCACUGAAUCCCAGUCUAACACAACUCCUUUUGGAUAUUGAGCUGACAAAUCCACAACAGGUCUGGUGCCAAAAUCUUAGAAGAGUGUUGACAAUACCUUGCUAAAUGUAUGUCAAAUGUAAUAAAGGCAAUUCUAAGGGCCAAACUGGGUCAAACCCAUUAGCACAGUGUUCCCUGGAAGUUGGAACACUGUGUUGCUAAGUGUAGUCACUGACAAAAAUGCAGUGGACUAGAGUUGCUUUGAUAAUUAGCCAUAAUUUCUAUGUUAAGCAAAAAUCAACAGCAAUAUGGAAGUCAAAUGAUGUCCAACAAACUAGCACCGAAGCUUUAGCUACAACAGGUGUAGCAGUGAGUGUUGCUAAUUGCUGGACUUUGUGUUGCAUGUUUGUUCAAUGUUAUUUGGUAUAUGUCAAUCACUGUUAUCUGCUAAACAAUUUUACUCUAUGUAUGAACAAUAUAACAUUAUGGUGUCUGUGUGUCCCAGUCAUGUCAGGCAGUUCUAUUCAAAAUCGCAUUAUGAGGGUGUGUACAUCUGUGCUAUAUUUAUUGUGAUACAUUAAUGUAAUCAUAACAGUAUAGGGCCAUGGUGAUCACAAAUGCUAAGUUUGGCAACAUCCUUCAAUAAUAUUACCACAGUAUUCUGCAUGUCUCUUUUGAAAUGGGUAAAAGUGGUUUUAAAUUAUACAAACAACGUUUAACUAAUGUAAAUGAUUUUUGUUUGCAUGGGUGAAAUGAGCUUGCUCCUUUGGAUGUUUCAGAGUAGAGCUGCUAUUCCUGUGCAUCGACAGGAGUCAGUAGACUGAAUCUUGGCUUUAGGAUGCUCCAUCUUCUUAGUGAAACCAGUUUGCCCACCAGAAAUGUAAUGUUCACAUAAAAUGUCGAAUUUGUAUUCAAAAUGUACCGUUUGCAUCACUGUUUUUAAAUCUCAAAUUACAGUUUGCUCAUGCUG